AUGUCUACCCCCGAGCUCGCCUGCUCUUACGCCGCUCUGAUCCUCGCCGACGAUGGCCUUGAGAUCACCGCCGACAAGAUCCAGACUCUUCUGACCGCCGCCAACGUCCAGGAGGUCGAGCCCAUCUGGACUUCUAUCUUCGCCAAGGCCCUCGAGGGUAAGGACAUCAAGGAUCUCCUGACCAACGUCGGCUCCGCUGGCCCUGCCGCUCCCGCCGCUGCCGCUGCCGGUGGUGCUGCUGCCCCCGCUGAGGCUGCUGAGGAGAAGGAGGAGGAGAAGGAGGAGUCCGACGAGGACAUGGGCUUCGGUCUGUUCGAUUAA
Messenger RNA from Penicillium angulare, 321 nucleotides. RefSeq names its product ribosomal protein P1 (gene rpp1). Gene Ontology annotation, cellular component: cytosolic large ribosomal subunit; ribosome. Gene Ontology annotation, biological process: translational elongation; cytoplasmic translation. Bases 1 to 321 code for a protein of 106 amino acids. The transcript is spliced from 4 exons. NCBI's taxonomy places the organism in Eukaryota, Fungi, Ascomycota, Eurotiomycetes, Eurotiales, Aspergillaceae. Gene Ontology annotation, molecular function: ribonucleoprotein complex binding; structural constituent of ribosome; protein kinase activator activity. The record is from RefSeq and is a predicted model, not a curated record.